This is a messenger RNA of Ahaetulla prasina, 4055 nucleotides long. RefSeq names its product scinderin (gene SCIN). The transcript has 16 exons. Gene Ontology annotation, molecular function: actin filament binding; phosphatidylinositol-4,5-bisphosphate binding. The record is from RefSeq and is a predicted model, not a curated record. NCBI's taxonomy places the organism in Eukaryota, Metazoa, Chordata, Lepidosauria, Squamata, Colubridae. Gene Ontology annotation, biological process: barbed-end actin filament capping; actin filament severing; actin polymerization or depolymerization. The coding region runs from base 471 to 2627 and encodes 718 amino acids. Gene Ontology annotation, cellular component: cytoplasm; actin cytoskeleton.
AACUUAUGGAGAGAAAAACCAGGCUGCUGGAAGGAAGGCAAGUUUCGCAGCCCUUUGGCCGCCUCGAGGUUUCCUGCUGGCUCCUCCUGAACGAACUCGCUGUUCCCUGAAACAAGUCGCCUUUCAGCCGAUCGGAGGCGCGGUCAGUGGGCUUCCCUGUUCCCAGUGGAGCGUCAAGGCAAGAGGCGGCUCUCUUCCCUAGCCAGACCAGGUGCGCUUCCGAGCUUAGCGAGGCGUCGGUCUUCUUCUGAGCUGGAGGGCUGGUAAGAGAGUGUAAACAAGACACGCCUAUCGGGACCGCUCCCUUUCCCGGGGCGCUGGAGGGCCCGGGCAGGCUAAAGUUUAUAAAGCGGGGAGAGUUGCUUUGCUUUUCGCAGAUGAAGCUCAGCAGUUGAGACGCGCAACCGAUUGAAGUGAAGGGUUUGGUUGGUCUACUUGGUUAGACCGCUUGAAGCAGAAGCAGCAGCGAGAUGGCACCGCCGGAGCUUUAUCACAAAGAGUUUGCCCGGGCAGGCCAGAAGGUCGGGCUGCAGAUCUGGAGGAUAGAGAAAAUGGAACUGGUGCCGGUGCCCGAACCUUUGUACGGCGAUUUCUACGUCGGCGACGCCUACCUGGUGCUGCACACCUUCAAGAAGAGCAACGCCACCUUCUACAAUCUCCACUAUUGGCUAGGUAAAGAAUGUACUCAGGACGAAAGCACUGCAGCAGCUAUUUUUACGGUUCAGCUGGAUGAUUAUCUUGGAGGGAAACCUGUGCAGCACCGAGAAAUCCAAGGUUAUGAGUCCACACAAUUUGUUGGAUACUUCAAAGGAGGCAUUAAAUAUAAGGCAGGUGGCAUUGCUUCUGGUUUUAAGCAUGUAAUUACAAAUGACCUAAGUGCUCAGAGACUACUACAUAUCAAGGGCCGGAGAGUAGUUAGAGCUACAGAAGUUCCUCUUAGCUGGGACAGUUUCAACAAAGGAGAUUGCUUCAUCGUAGAUCUUGGAACGCAUAUCUACCAAUGGUGUGGCUCUACCUGCAAUAAAUAUGAGCGCUUGAAAGCUACUCAGGUUGCUGUGGGCAUUAGAGACAAUGAACGGAAUGGGAGAGCACAGUUGAUUGUUGUGGAUGAAGAAAGUGAACCUCGGGAGCUCCUACAGGUUUUAGGACCCAAGCAAAAUCUUCAGGAAGGCAAUGACAAUGAUGACGAGGCAGCUGAUAUUACUAACAGGCGAAAUGCUAAACUCUACAUGGUGUCUGAUGCCAGUGGCUCUAUGAAGAUUACACUUGUUGCAGAAGAAAAUCCCUUCUCAAGAGCAAUGCUUUUGUCCGAAGAAUGUUUUAUAUUGGAUUAUGGUGCAGCUAGACAGAUUUUUGUAUGGAAAGGUAAAAAUGCUAAUCCAGAUGAGAGGAGAGCUGCCAUGAAAUCAGCUGAGGAAUUUGUUCAGCAAAUGAAUUAUCCUCCCAACACACAGAUUCAGAUUCUUCCAGAAGGAGGUGAGACACCCAUCUUCAAACAGUUCUUUAAAGACUGGAAAGAUAAAGAUCAAAGCAAUGGCUUUGGAAAAGUGCAUGUCAUGGAGAGAGUGGCAAAAAUUGAACCAAUUGAAUUUGAUGCUAGCAAGUUACAUGAAUCUCCCCAGAUGGCAGCCCAGCACAACAUGAUAGAUGAUGGCUCUGGGAAAGUGGAGAUUUGGCGAGUUGAAAGUAAUGGCAGAAUCCCUAUAGAACCUGGUAGCUAUGGGCAGUUUUAUGGUGGUGACUGCUACAUCGUAUUGUACACCUACCCUAAGGGCAAGAUUAUCUAUACAUGGCAAGGAGCUCAUGCAACUAAAGAUGAGCUUACUCAUUCAGCAUUCUUAACUGUCCAGCUUGAUCGAUCACUUGAUGGACAUGCCGUCCAGAUUAGAGUGAGUCAAGGCAAGGAACCUCCACAUUUGUUGAGUUUGUUCAAAGAUAAGCCACUCAUUGUUUAUAAAGAUGGGACUUCCAAGGCUACUGGCCAAGUGCCCCCUCCUGCAACCCGCUUGUUCCAAAUUCGCAGAAACCUUGGAGCCAUCACCAGGAUUGUAGAGGUUGAUGUUGAUGCAAUUUCAUUGAAUUCCAAUGAUGUUUUUGUUUUGAAACUGCCAACUAAGUCUGGAUAUACUUGGAUUGGUAAAGGAGCAAGCAAAGAAGAAGAAAAAGGUGCUAAGUAUGUAGCUGGUGUCCUAAAAUGUCAAACUUCAAGAAUUGAAGAAUGUCAUGAACCCCAGGAAUUUUGGACUGCGCUUGGUGGAAAAAAACAAUACCAAUCAUCAUCCCAUUUGCAAUCUGAAUCAGAAGACCAUCCGCCUCGUCUAUAUGGUUGUUCUAAUAAAACUGGCAGGUUUAUAAUUGAAGAAGUCCCUGGAGAGUUCACUCAGGAAGAUUUGGCUGAGGAUGAUGUCAUGUUGUUAGAUACUUGGGAUCAGGUAUUUGUCUGGAUUGGCAAAGAUGCUAACGAAACCGAACGUGCUGAAUCAGUUAAAUCCGCCAAAAACUACAUUGAGACUGAUCCUUCUGGACGAGAUAAAGGGACUCCAGUUGUUAUUGUAAAACAAGGUUUUGAACCUCCAACAUUCACAGGCUGGUUUUUGGGUUGGGAUUACAACAAAUGGAAGAACUAAUAGCUGCAAAACACUGAAACAUGGAAAAUGUAUCAUAGCUGCACAUUCUCCAACAGUUUUGAGUAUGUGAUUUUAAAGGGGAUUAAAAACAACUAUUAUUGAGAUCUGUGCCUUAAUCUUGGGUAUAUAUUUAGGGAAUAAAACAUAUGUCACAUUCUACAAGCAUAAAUGCAUGCUCCCAGCAUAAUUAGAAAAUGUCUUUUCAUAAAUACAUUGUUCAGGAAGAAAGAAAUCCAAAAUCUCUGGGCAACAUUUAGGGCUAUCAUUGUCCAUUUCACUGACUGAACACCAGAGCUCCACUCUGAAAAGACAUUAUGGAAUUUCAACAGAAUAGCCUUUUUUCUGCCUGUAGCUUGGCUUAUUAUGUACUUUUCUAUUAUUAAUCCCAGUGUGAUUGAGUACUAGCUCAGUAAUUUAUAGCUUUCUAAUUAAGUAUUUAGGAAAGAUUGGUCUGAGUGUCCAGACUUUUUUCCUGACUCAUUAUGUUCGUGCAGUCAUUUUAGUUUUGCUUAUACUUCAAUCAUAAAACAUCUAUUUUUCAUCUAUUUUUAUGCCAAGUCCUGGACAGUAAUCACAAUUUAACUCUUCAAACCUGACAUUUAAAGACCCAGAGAAUUGUAUAGCCCAGAGAAACUCCCAGUUUUUGAAAGUGGCAAUUAUGCAAUACCUGAGCUUGUCUGUCAAUGCUUAGAAAAGGAAAUGAAAAUAGCUGGUUUUAAUAUUCCAAGUUAUUUAAAUACUCCACGAAAUGUUGCAUCUUAUAAAGCUCUAUAGGAAGAAAACUAUACACUGUUGCUCAGAACGAAGAUUUGCCAAAAACAACGUUAUUUAUAUUUCUUUGUCAUCUGAACAUUUUAGAAAAACUUUGAUCUACCAUGCUUCUCUUCUGAUCCUUUAUACAAACACAAAAUUACAAUGUGAUGACCAUUAGAUGGCAGAAAAGAAAUAUAGAAAAAUUCAUUAGUUACUAUUGUUUAUUGAGAUUUUUGCAGUACUGAUCUGGUAAUCCUGUAUUUACUGAUUGUAAGAAUUAUAUUUUCAAUAGUAGUAUUAAUUUUUUUGUCUCCAGUUUAAGAUGCUCUGAAUUAUUUACAUUCUAGAGCUUGUAGCACUUAUGAGUAACAAAACUAUUAUGCAUUAUUAAUUGGAUUGGUAUUUUUAGAUCUAUUUACUAUAUGUUCAGUUUCUGAUUAAGAAAACGUUAUGGAAGCCUGCUUUGACCUAUAAUUCUUUCUUCCUUGACAUGACCAACUAUAGUAAGUAUUAAGUUUGAUGAGAACAUGAAGGCUCAAGAUGAAUAUGUUAUCAAAAAGUGGGAAUAAUUGUUCAGUUUUUUAUUUGUGAGGGGGAGCUUAUAGUAAAUGAAACAUGAGAUAUGCUUUUAAAUAUGAAUUUUAUACUUCCAAUUAAUAAAGCCUCUUAAUCAAA